AUGAAGUCCGGUUCAGGAAACCAAGAACCGGUGAAUGGGCACGGGCAACGCGAGGACUCCAAGAACGGCGCCUCCGAUGGGGCCCCGAGCGCUGUGGCAGCCCAAGGCGGCGCCGAUGCCUCCUCGCCAUCGCGUCUCCCUGCAGCGCCCGUCGGAGGCGGAAGCCGCGGCACCAAUGGAUCGAGCUCCGCCACGGUGGGGGUCGACCAGAAGGGCGAGUUGCCCGCCGCCAUUCCUCUUCCGGAACCUCCCGCUCCAAGCUCCGCGGGAAGCAGCUCCCCCGACAGCGCCUGGCCGUUCGGAGCCGGGACGGUAAGCUCUGCGGCCGUCGACUGCAAGGAAGUGUUCGACCGGCUGGUUCGAGCGCAGGCGGCUAUCAACGAGGCCGGCAGGGGAUCGGCCGAGGAGGGGGAGAAGAAGAAGAAGAAGAAGCCGGAGGUGGACCAGGUGGAAUCGUCGCACCACAAGAAGGCGCUUUGGAGCAAGCUUAGGAACUAUUUCACCCGCAAGGUUGUUGAUAGAGAAAAAUGGGAAAUGUAUGAGGAACAUGUGGGUCACCAGACAAAUCCUAUCGCUGAAGUCUUUGAUUAUUAUCGUGUUCCCGAAGAUAUGGCUGUUUGUGUGAAUCUUGAUGCCUAUUUGAGAUUCAGACCGGUGUAUGGAGAUGGGGAGUGUUUCUACAGGAGCUUCAUAUUUUCCUACCUUGAGCAAAUUCUUGAUAGGCAGGACACACAUGAGGAACACCGUCUCCUUGAUACCAUUAAAAGAGUGUCUAUGCAACAUACAAAUCUUGGAUGGACCUCCUCUGGGUUUCGCAGGAGCUACAAAGAGAUACACAACUGCUUAACAGUAGUGGCAUGCCAUCACAGUUUUACACACUGUUGGCAUAAACUCAAAUUCGAAGUUUUCUGUAAAGUUAACAAGCCAAUUCUAACAAAAAUGAACCUUAAGAGAAAUCUACUUGCAGAGGAGCAAUGAGACAAUAUAAUGGGGAGGAAUAGAAUUGUAUGCUUGUUUCGUUUGAAAACAAACGAUGUGCACAUGCUGCUUCUUAUGGUGCAGCCACCUCACUGUUCUGUUACCAAACAUUUUCUGCCAUAACUACUAUGCUAUAUUAUGUGCUUAAUGACAGAAACUUUUCAGACGUGUUGUUCUGUGUUCUUUCAUAUCCUGGUAUCAAUUCAAUUUUCUGUAACCUAAUGUUGUUACCUAUGAUAUGUAAUGGUUAUCAGAUGUGAACUAUUGAGUUGCUGAUUCUUUCAGGCAUUUAAGAAGCUGAUAAAUAAAGUAAUGGGAUGGAAGAGACAAGGCAGGUGGAACAGCAUAGCAUCACCUAACAGCUACCGUAAAGAGAAACUUCUUGCGUUCUUCAGCACCUACAAUAAAACGGAAGACAUUUUUGUUUUCCUCAGA
Molecule: messenger RNA, 1413 nt
Organism: Lolium perenne
Lineage: Eukaryota; Viridiplantae; Streptophyta; Magnoliopsida; Poales; Poaceae
Biological process (GO): protein K48-linked deubiquitination
Cellular component (GO): nucleus
Molecular function (GO): cysteine-type deubiquitinase activity; ubiquitin binding
Source: RefSeq, a predicted model, not a curated record